UCGUGCUGCGGGCCGGGUGUGCGUCUUCUCUUUCCCGCCAGCCCUUUCUACAGUGUUUGCUGAAUUCGGAGCCGCGCAGCUGCUGUGUGAAAUUUUGAGAACCCUCGCCACCGCCCCCGCCCCCCCGACUCCACGCACGUGUUACAGUCUUUGCUUUGUGGAGACAACAUGGACAGAUUCCUGGUGAAGGGGGCUCUAGAGGGCCUUUUGGGAAAGAGAGAGCAAGAACAGACAGGAGAAGGUCCAGCAGAGUUGGGAGAAUAUGAAGAAAGCACCAGGAAAAGGCCCAGGACAGAAACCCCGAGGAAUGGUGUUGACUUUGCAGAUCUUAGCUGGCAACACAUUCGAGCUGAAGGCCUGGACUGCAAUUACACAGUCCUGUUUGGCAAAGCUGAAGCAGACAAGAUUUUCCGAGAGUUGGAGCAAGAAGUGGAAUAUUUUACAGGUGCACUGGCCAAGGUGCAGGUGUUUGGAAAGUGGCACAGUGUACCAAGGAAGCAGGCGACGUAUGGCGAUGCUGGGCUGACCUAUACAUUUUCAGGCCUUACUCUGUCUCCAAAGCCCUGGAUCCCAGUUCUAGAGCGAGUCCGAGAUCGUGUUUCUUUGGUGACUGGGCAGACCUUCAACUUUGUGCUCAUCAACAGGUAUAAAGAUGGCUGUGACCACAUCGGUGAGCACCGAGAUGAUGAAAGAGAACUGGCCCCUGGAAGCCCCAUCGCCUCUGUCUCCUUUGGGGCCUGCCGAGACUUCUUUUUCCGACACAAGGAUUCUCGAGGGAAAAACCCCUCCCGGAGGGUGAAGGUGAUUAGGCUUCCAUUGGCCCAUGGAAGUUUGCUUAUGAUGAACCACCCGACCAACACUCACUGGUAUCACAGUCUCCCCAUCCGCAAGAAGGUUUUGGCUCCACGGGUCAAUCUGACAUUUCGUAAAAUCCUGCCUACUAAAAAGUAAAAGUAUUUUUCAGUUAGUACUUCUAUUUUCUCCUUCCCUCGCUUCUAGAAGAGGGAGAUGGAAUUUCCUUUACCAACAGAGAAAGAAAAGGUUUAACCAAAGUGUAGGGCUUAUUACAUAACAGUACAGAAUUCAGAAAGAGGAUGUUUAUAUCAAACCAGUAAAUUAUGAAAGCA
Molecule: messenger RNA, 1127 nt
Organism: Pteropus alecto (black flying fox)
Lineage: Eukaryota; Metazoa; Chordata; Mammalia; Chiroptera; Pteropodidae
Gene: ALKBH2
Product: alkB homolog 2, alpha-ketoglutarate dependent dioxygenase
Exons: 4
Coding region: 169-951 (260 amino acids)
Biological process (GO): DNA repair
Source: RefSeq, a predicted model, not a curated record